This is a messenger RNA of Penicillium samsonianum, 1953 nucleotides long. RefSeq names its product oleate delta-12 desaturase odeA. Bases 1 to 1398 code for a protein of 465 amino acids. Lineage: Eukaryota; Fungi; Ascomycota; Eurotiomycetes; Eurotiales; Aspergillaceae. Gene Ontology annotation, molecular function: oxidoreductase activity. Gene Ontology annotation, biological process: lipid metabolic process. The record is from RefSeq and is a predicted model, not a curated record. The transcript is spliced from 3 exons.
AUGUCGUCUACCGCAAUCCCCAAGCGCGUUGCGCUCAAUCGCAACCCCGCUACAGAGUCCUCAUCGGCCAGCUCUGUCUCGCCCUCGCCAUUUGACAGCCCUCGCCAGUCCCCCUCCUCUACCUCCCUUUCCUCGAUGGCUUCGGAGCAGGAGGAGAGCAAGAUGCUUGAUACAUACGGCAACGAGUUCAAGAUCCCAGACUACACCAUCAAGCAGAUCCGCGAUGCCAUUCCCGCUCACUGCUUCCACCGCUCCGCCGUCACCAGUUUGUACUAUGUCUUCCGUGACCUGGUCAUCCUGGCAUCCGUCUUCUACCUCUUCCACAACUAUACCGUCCCCCUUCUGCCGGCCCGCGUGGCCCUCUGGACCGUGUACACCAUUGUGCAGGGUCUCGUCGGCACCGGUUUGUGGGUUCUGGCCCACGAGUGUGGCCACCAGGCUUUCUCCCCUUCCAAGGUCCUGAACGACACUGUUGGCUGGAUCUGCCACUCCCUCCUGCUCGUCCCCUACUUCUCCUGGAAGAUCUCCCACGGCAAGCAUCACAAGGCCACCGGCAACCUGGCCCGCGACAUGGUUUUCGUUCCCAAGACCCGUGAACAGUACGCCACCCGCGUCGGCAAGACCCUGCACGAACUCGGCGAGCUGUGCGAGGAGACUCCCAUCCUGACUGCCGGCCACCUUGUGGCCCAGCAGCUCUUUGGCUGGCCCCUGUACCUGAUCAACAACGUCACUGGCCACAACAACCACUCCAAGCAGCCUGAGGGCCGCGGUGUGGGCAAGCAAAACGGCUGGUUUGGCGGUGUCAACCACUUCAACCCUUCCAGCCCUCUGUACGAGGCCAAGGAUGCCAAGCUGAUUGCCCUGAGUGACCUGGGUCUCCUCCUCACCGGUACCGCCCUUUACUUCAUCGGCACCAACUUCGGCUGGCUGAACCUGCUGGUCUGGUACGGUCUCCCGUACCUGUGGGUGAACCACUGGCUCGUCGCCAUUACCUUCCUCCAGCACACCGACCCCACUCUUCCCCACUACCAGCCCGAGGUGUGGAACUUUGCCCGCGGCGCUGCCGCUACCAUCGACCGUGACUUCGGCUUUGUCGGCCGCCACAUCUUCCACGGUAUCAUCGAGACCCACGUGCUGCACCACUACGUCAGCAAUAUCCCCUUCUACAACGCCGACGAGGCCAGCGAUGCCAUCAAGGGCGUCAUGGGCAACCACUACCGCACUGAGGCUCAUACCGGCUGGACUGGUUUCUUCAAGGCCAUGUGGACCUCUGCCCGUGUCUGCCAUUGGGUUGAGCCCACUGAGGGUGCCACUGGUGAGAGCCAGGGUGUUAUGUUCUUCCGUAACACCAACGGCAUCGGUAUUCCUCCUUCCAAGAUGGUCGCCAAGGCUCAAUAGAUGUUGAGACCUGAGUGAGUGCUUGUUUUGGUUCGGUUCUGAUCAUGUUCUCUUUCUUUUUCCCUCUCGCAUUUUUCGGAUUCGAUUUAAGCUUUGAUGUCUUAUCUUGUAUACUUUGCGUAGAUAUACACAAGGUCGACACGAUUUUUUUUUUCAGAUUGUGCGGGAGUCAUAGAUGAAAUUUGAUGCUUUUCUUUUUCUUAUGAUUGUCGUUGCGGUUUCGGAUCUUCAUAUUGCAUCUCUUUGCCUUAGAUCCUUGGAUUCAUUAUCUUGUUUCUUCGGUGAGGCUUUGAGCAUGUCGGAAGGAUGUUGGGGGAAAGCAAGGAACCUGAUGAAAAGGGGAGAAAAAGACGGUCGAUGUUAAUUUAGAGAAAUGUCCAUAUAUAUGAUUGUGGUUAAUUUGAAGCGUGUUCUUCCUUUUCCUCUCUCUCUCUCUCUUGCACGCAUACAGAAAGUCUGGAGCAAACGAUCGAUAAGUAAGUGUGAUUCAGCAGUCAUAUUCGAGUGAUCCAUGGAUGUUCCACUUUCGGAUUCCAGCUCCGUUCUUUGUUCGAG